Porites evermanni is the source of this 4020-nucleotide messenger RNA. The record is from the annotation of a GenBank genome assembly. Lineage: Eukaryota; Metazoa; Cnidaria; Anthozoa; Scleractinia; Poritidae.
AUGCUUGAUUAUACUUCUUUUCUUUACUCUCAUUUCAGGAAUCCUCUGGUGACAGCUUUUCAUCUCCUUUUCCGUGUUGCAGCCAUUCUUGCUUAUCUUCUGUGCGGGCUGCUCAGUGAUAGUUUUAUCACAAACUUUGUGGUCAUUGUUCUGCUGUUGUCUUUUGAUUUUUGGACUGUCAAAAAUGUAACUGGCCGUUUAUUAGUAGGUCUUAGGUGGUGGAACUACAUUGAUGAAGAUGGGAACAGUCACUGGGUGUUUGAGUCUAAAAAGGUAUGAAAUUAAAAUAUUUUUCAGGUCAGUACAGGGCAGUGCCACCAAUAUUUCUUGCCAAUUCAUAGUCCAAUGCACAGAGGCAUUCUCUAAAAAGGGUCUGAUCUUGUUGAAAGCAUAGUGGGAUAGGUUUGAACUGGGAAUGUGUUACCCAGGUCUUGAAAUGUGCACAUUCAUUUUGCAAAAAAAAAAUUGAAAACCUGCUGAUUCCCCAUUCUAGAAAUUUAGAGGACAACUUUCAAUACCUCAUCCUAGAGUUUUCUCAUUCUAUUUAGCUUUCAUGCCUGUGAAAAUGAAAUCUCUAGCUUCAGCAUCAGCUUGGUAAGAACAAGCUCCUGACAUUUUGCCAAAAAAACAAGGUGGAAGAACCAGCUCAAGUUUUGUUAAGAUUCCCCAGGUCUUGAAAUGUGCACACUGAUUUUGCAAAAAAAAAAAUUGAAAACCUACUGAUUCCCCAUUCUAGAAAUUUAGAGGACAACUUUCAAUACCUAAUCCUAGAGUUUUCUCAUUCUAUUUAGCUUUCAUGCCUGUGAAAAUGAAAUCUCUAGCUUCAGUAUCAUGUUGGUAAGAACAAGCUCCUGAUAUUUUGCCAAAAAAACAAGGUGGAAGAACCAGCUCAAGUUUUGUUAAGAUUCCCCCAACCUGGUAGCAACAGCUGAGAAUUUGGCUCUUUGGUAGCCAAGUUUUCCAUUAGUUUAAAACAAAAGUUUUUAAACUUGUGUUUGUGCUUUCAUCAGUGUUUGUUUUCACUUUAGACAAGACUUCAACUCCUUCCAGGCUUAAGUUGGGAUACCUUCACGGCUGUGAUCUAGCAGUGCCCAGUAGCCCCUGGUGCUGAAAUUUUACUCCUGGGCGACUAAAAAAUCUUAGGCUUUUUUUGUAGAAAUCAGAUGCUGGGGACCCUGGAUUUCAGAGGUUCCGAGCACAGGCCUCCCUUCAGUUUUUCUUAGGGCACAACAGUGACUUGAUUUGAUAUGACUUGUUUCCCAACAGAAUGAUAAAAGUGUGACAACUGCUGAAUCUCGUGUUUUCUGGCUGGGUCUGGUCAUUUGUCCUCUCAUUUGGAUGCUCUUUUUAGUGGCUGCAUUGUUUUCACUGAAAUUUAAGUGGUUGGUAAGUUUAUUUUGACCGCGUUUAUUAAAAUGUGAUACAUAAAUAUGGAAGUGAAUUAAACGGAGCUUACUAAUCAAAAUUAGUACUGUUGAAGCUUUCUUAUGCAAUACACUUGUACCAGAAAGCUUAUGGACAAAAUCCUGCUUUGACUCACUGCUUGUAAAACACUCUGUUACAAUAAGCAACAUUUUCAGUCAUGGACACUUUUUUUCUUUUUCCUAAGGGUGUCUGCUUAGGGGCUGACCAUUUGACUUUUGAGUGGGUAUGGGUGAUUUCAGGAAAAAAUAUCCUGCAGACUGAUUUUGAGGGAAAAAAAUUCUUGCAAGGAAGUACCUGGUGAAAAAAAUAUCUUUCAAGGUGUACAAAGCUGAAAAAAUAAAUCUUACACCAUUGUAUGCCAGGAAAAAAUUCUAUCACCAGAGGUUUGGGGGAAAAAAUUCUUACCAAAACCAAAUCACCCAUACCCCCCCUCAAAAGUCAAAUGGUCGGUGUCUUAAGGGAGCUUUGACCAUAACGCACCUUAGAAUCUUUCAUGUAUUUCAACUUGUUAGUAUUAGAAGCUUUUUUCACAGGGUUUCACUGUUUCCUACAGUAGGUAACAGUUCUCGUAAUUACCCUCAAAAUAUUGUCUGACAACAGUUUUGUAUCAUUAGCAGAAAGUUGUCUGUAGGCUUGUACAGUUUGGGGCACAGAUUUUACAUGUUUACAUGAGGUUUGCUUGGAAUCUGAGGGCGGGUUGGGGUUGCUUAACCCAGAGUAGGGGAGUUCUAGCCAAAACCUAGCACACAUUUUUUGCUAAUCCUCAGCACAUUCACCGUUAUCCUUGUUUGUCUGCUGAAGCCAAAGUUUAAGAGACUUUUAUAGAGGACAAAAUGUAAUAUGUUGAUUACAUACAAGGUUUCUGGUCAUACCAACUCCACAUAGACUGCCUUGGGAAUAUUUUUCACUCCCACACUUACAGCAAGCAUCAAGAAAUAAUUUUCACAUGCCUUGCCAAUUGUGCUCGGUGAAUAUAAUAAUAUUGAUAAAUUUACUUGGCCCAAGUUCUAAUUCAUUUUUAACAAGGAAGCAUGACAAACAUUGUACUCUAAAUGUUGUUAAUAAAUCUGAUUGUUUAGCUUUAUAGUGCAUGUUAGUCCACUGGGGAUAGAAUACAAUUUUGUGCUUACCCACUGUGAACUUUAGCAUGCCCUGGGAGUCAAGCUUUUCUGAGGCCUUGUUAAAGAUAAGAAAAUAAACAGUGAAGCUUUUCUAAGGCUUUGUAAGAGAUAAGACUUGAAAAUCAAAUUACAAAAGCUCCAUAAAAUGAGCCCUUCUCAGAAUCACUUACAGUACAAACCAGGACACUUGUAAGAAGAUUGUUCAAUCACAACAUUUUCUAAAAAAAGAUUCUCAAGUAUUAUUGGCAAACCGACCAACAAAAUUCAUUGAUUGGAGGGCUGUUUCCUGAGAGGUCAGGUAAGUUCAACCAGUUUAAAAGUUUGUAAUGGUUACAUAGUUGAAUCUUGAAUUUUAUUUGUCAGUUUGCAAAACACUUGAGAAUCUUUUGUUUUCAGAAAAUGUUGUAAUUGGACAAUCUUCUUCCAAGCCUCCUUGUUUGAGUGUGUUAUCGAAGGUAACACUCUGAACUGAUUUUUUUCUAAGUUAGUGGUUGCUGUUGGUCUCACCCUUAAUAUUGCAAACCUCAUUGGUUACAUCCGCUGCAAGAAAGAUGCAGGGAAAAAGAUUACCACUUUUGCUGGUAAUUUCCUCGGAAGACAACUCCUCAAUCAGGUAUUUUCAUAGAGAUUUAAAUUUGAUCAAGGUAUCUUCAGUAGGUUAUAUUUCUGAUUAGGUAUGGUCUGUAAAUUCACAUAAUCAUACAUAAUAAUCCCUCUCAAUUAUUGAAAGAGGAUGACAGACUAUUAACAAUAAUUAUUGUUGAAGUUACAGUUUUUGUGGCUUCUGCAAAUACCAGUCAUAACUGUUCAUUGGUAGGAUAUGUAAAAUGUAUACAGUUUCAAAAUAAAGUAAUUAUUGUCAACUGUCAAUUUUUACAAGUAAAUAUAUUAUGAGGAGCAAAUUAAAUAAUAGUAUUAUAUAGGAUGAUGACUUCAAUGCACUUUAGUUGUAUGCAAUCUCUUGCCUAAUCCAUAACAAACAAAAGCAAUGAACCCUUUAACUAUCAACACCCUUACUGGUAAAAUGUCUGUAUCUGUGACAUAGUGCCAUUGUUUGAAAGUAAAAUGUUGUAACUCAAGUGAAGCCUUGAACUGCUGUAAGAUAAUAUUAAAAUAAUAUUAAAAGUUAAAAUCUGAGCUUUUGCCAAAGAACAGCAUCAACACGUAUUCUGCAUGGAGCUAUAUAUAUAAAAAUGUAAAGUAAAAUGUGUAAAAAGUGUGACAAUCGGGUGUAAGGAGUACAAAAUACAAAUGUCACUGUCUAUUUGCUUGUAUUUAGAGUAAAUAACUCUUUAGAAAAUUAUUUGCAAGUCCAUUGAACUGAGCACUAUGGCUAAUUCUUUUCUUUCUCACAUCUAUGUGGUAUGGCUGCUCUAUUAUUUCACUUUAGCAGGUAAAUCCUCCUCGUCGCCGUCAACUUCCUGGACAAUUCUAUGUACAAACAUCUUCUAACUCUCUUCCUCGAGUUUUGUAA